GGCCACAAAACAACCGUGAGUGUCUAACUCACCGCUCUUCAAAAACUUAAAAUAAAAAUAAUAUAAAAAAAUACAAAAUCCACAAAAUCUUUAUAAAAACCAGAACAUUUACUUAAAGAAAUACAAACAUUUAUUUAAAAAAAUUGAAAAAUAUUAAUUUACAAAAAAUACUAGAAACAGAAGGUCGAGGUUUUUUGGCCUACCAAAGGAAGAAAUACCUCAGAAGAAAUCAUUUAUACGCGGAUUUUUCAGGUUUACCUUUUUUUUCCUCUCAUCUAGCUCGACCAGCUGUCUUUUUAUUAUUUGCGAGAAUUCACUCGCAGUUUCUGAUCCGGAAUACAGCGCCGACUGGAUUGAUAUCAUUAUACAUAUUUUUUUUUCUGGCGUUUUGAGUGAAACCUGGACCGCAUUCCUGUUGUGAACCCCGAGAUAUGAACACAUCGACCGGGAGUUAUCCGAUGGCUUCCCUCUACGUUGGCGACCUGCACCCCGAUAUCACGGAGGCAAUGCUGUACGAGAAGUUCAGCCCAGCCGGACCGGUGCUCUCCAUUCGGGUGUGCCGCGACAUGAUCACCCGGCGAUCCCUCGGAUACGCUUAUGUGAACUUCUCUCAACCCGCUGACGCUGAGAGAGCCCUGGACACCAUGAACUUUGACGUGGUGAAAGGGAAGCCAAUCAGAAUCAUGUGGUCACAGAGAGACCCCUCCCUCAGGAAGUCUGGGGUGGGCAACGUUUUCAUCAAGAACCUCGACAAGUCCAUUGACAACAAAGCCCUGUACGACACCUUCUCUGCCUUCGGCAACAUCCUCUCCUGCAAGGUGGUGUGUGAUGAAAAUGGCUCCAAGGGCUACGCCUUCGUCCACUUUGAGACCCAGGACGCCGCUGAUCGAGCCAUCGAGAAGAUGAACGGAAUGCUUCUGAAUGACCGCAAGGUGUUUGUGGGUCGUUUCAAAUCACGCAAGGAACGGGAGGCGGAGCUUGGUGCCAGAGCCAAGGAGUUUACCAACGUCUACAUUAAGAACUUUGGAGACGAUAUGACCGAUGACCGGCUUAAGGAGCACUUUGACAAAUAUGGUAAAACACUCAGCGUGAAGGUGAUGAUGGACCCCUCCGGCAAAUCCAGAGGCUUUGGAUUCGUUAGUUACGAGAAACAUGAGGACGCCAACAAGGCUGUGGAGGAAAUGAAUGGCAACGAACUCAACGGCAAGACUGUGUUUGUGGGCCGGGCUCAGAAGAAGAUGGAGCGGCAGACGGAGCUGAAGAGGAAGUUUGAGCUGCUGAAACAAGAGAGGAUCAGUCGUUAUCAGGGUGUGAAUCUUUACAUUAAGAACCUGGAUGACACCAUAGAUGAUGAGAAGCUGCGCAAGGAGUUCUCUCCGUUCGGAUCUAUUACAAGCGCUAAGGUGAUGCUGGAGGAGGGUCGCUCCAAGGGCUUCGGCUUUGUCUGCUUCUCCUCCCCCGAAGAGGCCACCAAGGCGGUGACGGAGAUGAACGGACGCAUCGUUGGCUCCAAACCGCUCUACGUGGCUCUCGCCCAGCGCAAAGAGGAGCGCAAGGCCCACCUCACCAACCAGUACAUGCAGCGCAUUGCCGGCAUGAGGGCCAUGCCGGCUAACACCAUCAUCAACCAGUUCCAGCCCGCCAGUGGCUACUUCAUGCCAGCCGUGCCUCAGGCCCAGAAUCGGACUACAUACUAUGCACCCAACCAGGUGGCCCAAAUGCGACCCAACCCACGAUGGCAGCAACAAGGGGGCAGAGGUCAAGGGGGUUACCAAGGGGUACCCAGCUCGCUGCGUCAGCCGGGACCCCGUGCCAACAUGAGACACAUGAGUCCUGGUGGCGGCCCCCAGGGCCCACGAGCCUCCGGCCAGGCCAUGGGUCCACGGCCGCCGAUGGGAGUCCCCGGCCCCCGGACCAUGCCUCCCUACAAAUAUGCCACCGGUGUCCGUAACCCCAACCCUCAGAUGGUGCAACCCAUGGCCUUACAGCAGGCUCAGCCGGCCGUGCACGUUCAAGGCCAAGAGCCUCUCACGUCCUCCAUGCUGGCCGCUGCACCCCCUCAGGAGCAGAAACAGAUGCUUGGUGAGCGUCUUUUCCCGCUGAUUCAAUCCAUGCAUGCCAACCUGGCGGGAAAGAUCACCGGCAUGUUGCUGGAGAUUGACAAUUCCGAACUGCUGCACAUGCUCGAGUCCCAUGAGUCUCUGCGCUCCAAGGUGGAAGAGGCCGUCGCCGUGCUGCAAGCCCACCAGGCAAAGAAAGAUGCCACUCAAAAAGUGGGCAGCAUAACUACUACCGUUGCUGCUGCCACAUCCUGAAGACGCUGCGCUGUUUUGCGUUGGGCACAGAAAAAUAGGCAGAGAUGCAGAGAGACACACUACACUGACCGCAAACACCUGACUCCUCUGAAGAAUUUUUAAAAAUGAAGAAAAAAAAAAGGAAAAUAUGAUUUUAAAAACAUAAUAAAAUGAUAUAAAAUAUCACAGUUCAUAAUUUUCUAUUCCUGUAAAACUUUUAAACUGCAUACCAAAGAAAUGCUGCAAAUGAGUCAUGAAAGUCCUUUAUUUUGUGGCAUGGGAGAGUUACUCUCUUCUAAAAGGACUAUGAGCCUUGUUCAUUUUCUUUGAUGAAAGUUUGGAUUUGAAAUUAUGGAUGGAUGUGUGGUAUUCUCAAUAAAAGCAUGAUAUAUCAA
Gasterosteus aculeatus aculeatus (three-spined stickleback) is the source of this 2689-nucleotide messenger RNA. RefSeq names its product poly(A) binding protein, cytoplasmic 4 (inducible form) (gene pabpc4). Gene Ontology annotation, molecular function: RNA binding. NCBI's taxonomy places the organism in Eukaryota, Metazoa, Chordata, Actinopteri, Perciformes, Gasterosteidae. The record is from RefSeq and is a predicted model, not a curated record.